Messenger RNA from Epithele typhae, 532 nucleotides. RefSeq lists its product as uncharacterized. The record is from RefSeq and is a predicted model, not a curated record. The annotation marks the transcript as partial. The transcript is spliced from 3 exons. NCBI's taxonomy places the organism in Eukaryota, Fungi, Basidiomycota, Agaricomycetes, Polyporales, Epitheliaceae.
AUGCUGCCCUCGCGCGAUCCGCCGCCCCCGUUCGACCACCCCUCUUUCGGUCCCACCCUCCUCGUCCCAGACAAGUCGGACACCGUCUCUGUCCACUCGACCGGCAGCGCAACCUCCAAGCGUAAUCCUUGGCGCCGACCCACUUCCCCUGCGGACGGCACCCCUCGCUCAUCGACGUUCUCGAGCAAGCCCCCUGGGCUCGGCAAAUCCCCUCCCCGCAAGAACACCGCCAGCGGCGGCCUCGCCUCCGCCCUCGCUGCUUCUGGGCUCGCGAUGGCGAACCCGGCCAUGAUGUUCCCGCCCACACUCGCCCCGCGGAAACGACGUCGAGCCACGGACGCACGUCUUUCGACCGCAAGCCUCGCUCCCGCUCCCGCGGGCCGUCCUAUGAACGGCGCCGCCAGCUUCGACGACCUGCUCCUCGAUCCCGAAGACAUUCCCGUGACUGGCUUUGCGGUGGCGAGCAACAAGCGCAACCAGGACUUCCAUGAGCUUUUCCCGACCGUGCCCGAGGGCGACUACCUCAUUGAAG